Messenger RNA from Empidonax traillii (willow flycatcher), 882 nucleotides. Its product is annotated as gastrula zinc finger protein XlCGF49.1-like. The annotation marks the transcript as partial. The transcript has a single exon. NCBI's taxonomy places the organism in Eukaryota, Metazoa, Chordata, Aves, Passeriformes, Tyrannidae. The record is from RefSeq and is a predicted model, not a curated record.
AUGCCCCCGGAGGAGGGGCUGCAAAGCCAGCCCAGGGAGCUGUGAGGAGGAAAGAGCCGUCCUGUGCCGGGAAGGCGGCCAGAGCUUGAGCCGGAGCUCCGAGCUGGUGGUCCCUGAGCAGCCUCCCAGCAGGGAGAAGCCCUUCAGGUGCUUGGAAUGUGGGAAGAGCUUCAGGAAGAGCUCCCACCUCCUCAGGCACCAGCACAUCCACACUGGGGAACGGCCCUACACGUGUAGGGAAUGUGGGAAGAGCUUCAGGAGCAACUCCCACCUGAUCCAACACCAGCUCGUCCACACUGGGGAAUGGCCCUACACGUGUGAGGAAUGCGGGAAGAGCUUCAGUUACAGCUCCACCCUCCUUGCCCACCAGCGUACCCACACUGGGGAACGGCCUUACACAUGUGGGGAAUGUGGGAAGAGCUUCAGGACCAGCUCCUACCUCCGCACCCACCAGCGCAUCCACACUGAGGAACGGCCCUACAAGUGUGGGGAAUGUGGGAAAAGCUUCAUUGAUAGAUCCAGCCUGAUCAAUCACCAGCGUAUGCACACUGGGGAACAACCCUACAAGUGCUUGGAAUGUGGGAAGAGGUUUCAGCGCAGCUCAACUCUCAUCAGGCAUGGGCAGUCACACACAGGGGAGAGGCCCUUCCGCUGCACCGACUGCGGGAAGGGCUUCAACCGGAACUUCACCCUCAUCAUCCACCGGCGCAUCCACACCGGGGAGAGGCCCUACAAGUGUGGGGAGUGUGGGAAGAGCUUCAGCUACAGAGGUAACUUGACCUCCCACCAACGGACCCACCGGUAAGAGAAGCCCCACGAGUGCCCCGACUGCGGGAAGAGCCUCGGCCACUGCUCCCACCCUGAAUGACCCCCCUGAUGGUG